GUCACUAUCGUAAAUACAACAAAGUGAACGGAUAGCCUUUUUUCGCUAAAUUAGUUAAAUUAAUAGAACUGUGCAGCGGCAAAGUGAACAUGGAUGCCCAUCGGGAAGCGAUCCAGAAACAAAUACAUCAGGACUGGGCCAAUCGAGAGUACAUCGAAGUGAUAACGGCCAGCAUCAAGCGUAUCACCGAUUUCCUCAACUCCUUCGAUAUGUCCUGCCGAUCCCGGCUGGCGGUGCUGAACGAGAAGCUAACUACGCUGGAACGACGGAUCGACUAUCUGGAGGCGUGCGUCACGAAAGGCGAAACGCUGCAAUAGUAGUGAGCGCUCCGGGUGCGGCCUUAGAACAACAUGCUACACAAGCAACUUUUUCUUGCUCCGGAUUGCUGGAACGGAAUCCGUGGAAUAUACAUAUGCUACUGCACUGCGAUGGUAGGAGUGAGCGAGGAGCAACAGGAGAAAGCUUCACGAGUGAAGAUUUCAUCACAGAGUGACACUAUAGCGACAAAUGCACUUUCCUCUCCCGAAGUGAAGGAUGACGACGGUGGGUACGGUGGUACGAACGGGCCAUCGGAGUGAUAGGGGACGAAUGCAUACUGGACGCGACUCGAUCGGUUCCGGAUUGGUCUGUGAGAUUCGAACAUUUAUUAGGAUUUAUUUAUACGUAUCGUACGGCUUUAUAUGUUUCAUUCUAGGUUGAUUAGUAAAAAAACGCCCAUCCAACUUAUGUGGGUGCGUCGGGUGGUCCCAACAAAC
Anopheles merus is the source of this 755-nucleotide messenger RNA. RefSeq names its product probable protein BRICK1-B (gene HSPC300). Gene Ontology annotation, molecular function: protein-containing complex binding. Gene Ontology annotation, biological process: regulation of actin polymerization or depolymerization; cell motility; actin filament organization. Gene Ontology annotation, cellular component: SCAR complex. The coding region runs from base 90 to 317 and encodes 75 amino acids. The record is from RefSeq and is a predicted model, not a curated record. NCBI's taxonomy places the organism in Eukaryota, Metazoa, Arthropoda, Insecta, Diptera, Culicidae. The transcript is spliced from 2 exons.